This is a messenger RNA of Pomacea canaliculata, 546 nucleotides long. RefSeq lists its product as uncharacterized. The record is from RefSeq and is a predicted model, not a curated record. Gene Ontology annotation, molecular function: G protein-coupled receptor activity. Bases 1 to 546 code for a protein of 181 amino acids. Gene Ontology annotation, cellular component: plasma membrane. Gene Ontology annotation, biological process: G protein-coupled receptor signaling pathway. NCBI's taxonomy places the organism in Eukaryota, Metazoa, Mollusca, Gastropoda, Architaenioglossa, Ampullariidae. The transcript has 3 exons.
AUGCCGGCACGAAAGGUCACACAGGUCAUGCCAAACACGGACUACCUCAUAAUGGCUGCAAAUGUCGUCUGCAAAUUACAAUUAUUUCUCGUAAAUACGUGCGGGACGAGUUCGGCUUGGUUUAUCGUUUCCAUGACGACACAGAGAGUCAUGUCAAUCGUGUGGCCUCAUUACAAGAGUUUGUCGUGUACAGGAAGACAAGUCAGCUUCAUUAUACUCAGUAUUGUAGCAGUAUGUACAGCUAUUAACGGGUACCGGCUUCGUGCGUACGUUGUGGCAACGGAAUUCAACUCAACAACGGCUUUAUGUACAAUUAUCGACGACGAAGAGCUGAAGUAUUUCGACUGGUACAUCUAUCCGUGGAUCGAUCUUGUUGUGACGUCACUGAUUCCAUUCAGCAUCCUAAUCGUAGGUAACAGUGUGUUAGUGUGGAAGGUGAUUCAGUCUGUACACGUGGCCCGUGUGAUGACCGCCGGAGGUUGUGACCAGGUCAACAGUCGCCAGAAAAAGGCCUCGUCAAGUGCUUGCGACAAUGGUGUCCGUUGA